Magnolia sinica is the source of this 5880-nucleotide messenger RNA. Its product is annotated as transcription initiation factor IIA subunit 2. Gene Ontology annotation, molecular function: RNA polymerase II general transcription initiation factor activity; TBP-class protein binding. Bases 141 to 524 code for a protein of 127 amino acids. The transcript is spliced from 5 exons. NCBI's taxonomy places the organism in Eukaryota, Viridiplantae, Streptophyta, Magnoliopsida, Magnoliales, Magnoliaceae. The record is from RefSeq and is a predicted model, not a curated record. Gene Ontology annotation, biological process: transcription initiation at RNA polymerase II promoter; RNA polymerase II preinitiation complex assembly. Gene Ontology annotation, cellular component: transcription factor TFIIA complex.
AAAAUCUGGCUGAUAUAUAAAGAGCUCAAAUUCAAGCAGACAGGAAAAGGCGAGGAGAGAAAUCCCAUCUUCUCCUCCUUCGGACAAUCUUCAGACAAAAAUUCCCCAAAUACUGAGAAAUCGACAGAUCGGGCUGAGUAAUGGCGACGUUCGAAUUGUACCGACGGUCGACGAUCGGCAUGUGCUUGACGGAAACCCUAGAUGAGAUGGUUUCAAACGGGACGCUGAGUCCGGAGCUCGCGAUCCAAGUUCUUGUGCAAUUCGACAAGUCAAUGACGGAAGCGCUGGAAACACAAGUGAAAAGCAAGGUCACGAUCAAGAUGAGAUGGCUCACUAGCUUGAGGUUUUGCUCUCCCACCAACUUUUAUAUUGCUGUUUGGGAGAUAGGAUGUGUUUGGAGAAGCACUCAAAUGGUCAUUCUGCUUUCUUGUUUUUUUGAAAGGACCACGAGCAGAGAGGCGCUGCAAAGACUCUUCCUAAAUCCCAAAAAGACAUCUUCUCAAUUGUUUGGAGGAGUUCAUUGAUCCACCCACCCUGAAGAGGCUGGAGAAUUUGCCCCAAGUGACUCAUGAGAACUCGUAGCAUAAGAAUAGAUGGUACACUGUCUCCUCAUUCCAAAUUUCUAAGAUACAAACAUUUGUAAUGAGUAAUGACCAUGUUCCUGUUCUUCAUGGUCAAUGGUUGGCAAAGGAAACAUUUUCCGUUUGGGGGUAGAAUCACUCUCACCAACACAACUGUAGCCUAUAUGCCAGUCAAUUUCAUGUCCUUGUAUCCAGUUCCCUGUGAGUGCAAUUUACUGGUUGCUGGUUGGAGAUCCGAAGGGAUUUCUUGUGGCAAGAAGCGGAAGAGAAGCACAAGUUCCAUCUAGUUGAAUGGGGGAAAGUCUGUAAGCUGAAAGUCAAGUAGGGGUGGGGAUUAGAUUGUUGAGGCAAAUGAAAAUUGGAUGGCUUGGAAAAUGGCUCCAGAGAUCUGGGAGAGGAAGAUGUGAAAGCAAGUCAUCUCCUCCAAAUACAGGACCCAACCUGGGGGGUGGUGUGCUAAAGCCUCUUCCCUAUAUAGGGCCACUGGAUUUUGAAGAGGCUAGAACUUGUUCUUAAAUGCCAUUGCGGGGAGUAUUGGAGACUGUGUUUGGUUCCAAUUCUGGAGGAUGCAUGGAGUGCAACCAUGCUUUUUGCUGAGUCUAUCCCGAGUUUGACUGGGUAGGUAGCGGGAAGGAGAUAAUGGUUUCUCAGGUUUAUAAUAGGAUAGGUCAUUGUGUGGUUGCCGAUUUUCUGAAGUUCCCUUAAUGAUGAAGAAAUUGAGGAAUUUGUCAGCUGAAUGAAGUGCUUGAACGGUUGUGUUUUGAACUUGGGGGAAAGGGACGUUUUGGUGGAUUCUUAAGACGAUGGAAUAUUCUUGGUGAAAUCAUUUAACUCUAUGAUGUUGGGGAUUCUAAUGGCAAGUUUGUGCCCGGAUGGCGCCCAUUUGGCUGUAUCCAGACCCUCUUCGGGUACUUGCAGUCAUUAGCUUGGUGGUAGGUUUGCAAAGUUUUUCUUGAACUUUGAAGAAAGAUUUUUUAUUUUUAUUUUUAUUUUUUGCACCAAUGGGUGCAAAUAUGGAUCCUUUUCUUUUGUAAUUUUGUGUUUGGAUGAUGGCUUGUUGUUUGCAGCUUCUGCUAUCCCUUUUCCUCUUGUUGUAAUUUCGAUACUUUUGCGAAGUUACUAGUCUUUUAAAAAAAAGAAAAGAGAAGAAAAAAGAAAAAAGAAAAAAGAAAAGCAGGGAAUAUAGAAACCAAUGUACGCUGAUUUCCAUAAUUCAAGGGGUCUCUUGUAACUUCCAAUUCCUUUUGAUGCAUGAGUCUUCGCGGCAACAUAUAUCAAAUCCUACUCAAAAUCUGUCACACUGCCUAAAUGUAAUCAUCCACAGGCUAUCUAUGCCUAAUUGAAUAGGCUUUUACAAAAGUGUCUGAUGUUCGACAAUGAACUUCUGGCCCAUGAAGCAGUUGACAUGAAGGCUAACCCAUUUGCAUAUUGUCUUGGAGAACACGAGAACACAUAUUACAAGUCGGCAAGGAAUUGAAUAGCCAUUAUUUGGAUGAAUUGAAUAGUUUCUUUUGAACGGUUAUGAAAGUUUACUAAAUCGAGCAAAAAAAAAAAAAGGAACAGAGAGCGAUGAGAUGAGAGAUGAUGAUGAGGGCCUAUCCUAUUGCUCUCCUCACACUGGGAUCUUACAACACCUUUUCCCACUUUCCCUCACACAAUUCAUGAAAUAUUUGUAUCCCAUCCCCCAGUAUAUGAUUAUGCCGUUAGCAUUGCGAUGAACAACCUCACCAGGAGCUGAUCUAUAUUUCCAUUCUUUCCAUAUAGACCAAGCGAACCCAUUUGCGAAAGCCCUCACACCAUCCUCCCCCAAUCGAAUUCCUAUCAUCUCGCUUUUUGGCAUGUUAAUUUUCUGAGCAAAAAUGACUGUGAAUAAUCUUAAGGCCUUUAUUAAAUUAACCACGUGAUUUUUGUUCUCUUCACAAGAGAAAAGUGUGUCAUUUGAGUACUGAAAGUGGGAGGUCUACAUGUCGUCCUGACCUACUUUAAAACUGGUGCAUGAGCCUCUCUUGGUAGCUUAGUUAUCAUCCUACCCAGAUCCUUGGCCAUGAAAAAUGAAUAAUGAGUAAUAGCGGGGACAAGGGAUCACCCUACCGAGUAACUGUUUACCCCUGGGAAAACUUUCAAAGAUCUGUUUACCAUAACCGAGUAAUGGGCAGAAUCAACACAUUCAGACAUCCAUUGUGUCCAUCUCACCCCAAAUCUCAACUUGCGUGUACCAAGUCCCAAUUCAUAUAAUCAUAAGCUUUAUCCAUAUCCAUUUUCAAAUUAACUCAGGUUUUCCCUCUGUCUCAAGUCGAUGCAUUCACGAGGAAUCAAUGCCCCAUCCAUGAUUUGUCUGCCAUGAAGAAAAGCACCCUGAGACCUGGAUAUGGCUCCUCCCAACACCGGUCUUAGCCUUCCCACUAGCACCUUAGGCCCUAUUUGGUAGACAUCUAAAAAUGAGUUCAUAUCCUAAAGAUGGACACCUAACUUCAUAAUCCAUAAAGGAAAAUAUCAACUAAAAGGUCUUCCUAAAACAGAAAUGCACUAAUGACUAAAUGCAAAUAAGAUCCUAAGAUUCUGCAAGACAAAUCUCCCAAAAUAAUGAAAUAUCUCGAGUAUGGGUUGCUUUGCAUCCAGCCGCACUAUCAAAGCGGGUCCAUCUGUGGUGAUGGAUGGCCCAGAUAUAUCACUAAUCUGGUCAAACUGCAAUUUAGCAAGGCUAGGACGAAUCCACUCUUCAUCAGUUAAAAGUUUAGCAAAGAAUUCCUCUACAACAUUUGAGGCCUUUUUCUCCCCCCACUCUUCUCUCGCUGAUUAAGCUGCGAAUCCUGUUUUGUGUUCUCCUUGCAUUUGCAAUCCCAUGAGAAGGCUUCAUAUUUUUGUUGGCUUCCUUGAGUCAAGUUGCUCUCUAUAUUUGGCAAUGCUUAAUCUCUCCUCAUGCACCUUUUCUUUCAAAGUCUAGUUUGAGGGAGUCCCUUUUCUUCCUUCCAAUGCCUUGAGAAAUAGAAUCUUUAAUUUAACCUUCUCUAGAUUGCUGAAGUGGUCCUUCCCUUUCUUGGGUUAAUCCUUUCAGCUUCGUUGACAUCAACAUAUGGGCAGCACACCCCUCGGCUAUAAGUGAUCCCAAUUAAAUAGUUCUUCUUAGUAACAUUUUUUUAUAUUUAUCAUUCUUAGUGUCACAUCAUCUGGAUUCUUCAAGAGCUAUCAAGGUUGAAUGCCUCAAAGUGCUCCUUUUCCAACCUUUGCAAGAUAUAACUUUUUGGAGAAAUGUUUCUUGCCUUCGAAUGUGCCAUUUUUUUUAUUUUUUUAUUUUUAUGUAGGUCAUAUUGUAAGUUUUGGAUAAAAUGCUUCAUCAGGGAUGUGAAGCUCGACAUAGCCAACAAGCUAGUUCAUAUGUUUUGUGUUAAGCAUGCUGCAAGUGGAUUAAUAGAAAGUGGAGCUAAUAGCUCAAAGUGCAAACGCAUGGGAGUACAAUGUGAUUAUAUUCAGUUUGUUGAGAAAGGUAAACAGCUAGUUAAUUACAUACAAAAGAUAUGAUAGUAUGAAGGAUAUAAUUGAUGAAUUAUUUCAUAGCAUUUAGGCGUGAUGGUUUUAUGGAUGUUUAAGUCUGUUAAUACCAAAGCGCUUGUUUGUUUAGUCAUGAAUGAUGUACCCAAAAUGUGGGUUAAAAAACCUCAUGUUUGGCAAUAUGGUCAUAAAGGCUACAUCCAUAGGUGAGUAGAAGAAAAACUUAUGACAUGUUGCUGAAGUAGUUGGUCCUUGUUUGUUUAGUCAUGGGUGGUGUAUUCACAAACGUGGGAAAGAAAAAAAAUAAAAUUCAUGUUCAGCAAUAUAGUGGUAAAGGGUGCAUCCUUAGAUAAGUGGGACAAAACCUUAUGACAUGUUAAUAAAGUCAGCCCUAGUGCUCAACAGGGAUGGGUUGGUAAGUGUGGCAGUAUGAAUACAUUUGUUGGCACAUCUCAUGUCCUCAAGACCUCAUUUGAGUAGCCCACUAGGAAACUAACCACUGUCCACUGAGGAAAAAGGAAGUCAAAUAGUCAACACUCUCCCUUCCCUGACCACCUCCACCCCAAGAUUCUUCAUUCCUUGAAACACCCCUUUAAGAAUUCAAACCUCCACUGCCAUCAGUCACUCUCUCCAUCAUAACGCUGUUCUCAUGACUUCUUCCCCAAAAUUCAUACCUCCAUCCUGUUCAAACGAUGAGCAACAGUCAAGGAAAUCAUCCUAGUGGCGGUGAUAGUGGUAUUGAAUGCCUUCACCGCAGCAGGAUAGAUGAUGUUGGGAGUGUGAGUGAAGAACUCCACAGUGCUGUCAGAUCUACCGAUCAUGGUUUCGAUCUUCAAGGUGGGGUAAAAGUGGUGGAAGGCCUGGGAGACUUGAUGGUGGGAGGGGAUUUGGGCUUACUUUUUGAUACACUGUUUGUGACAGAGAAAGGGUGGAAUUAAUCGGUGUUGGAUGAGGUAUAAAUCUAUGACUGCUAUGUCAAUAAACUGAUCAAAUGGUCACAUUUUCCCAUAUCAUGAACUUAAAUAGUAGCAUUUGUCUUUUCGUAUUUCAAUUUAAAUGUGUUUGAUUUCAAUCAUUUAUCCAUUUAUUCUGGUUCUCUAUUUGAUUUCUAUCAUGCAUCCAACUUCUGUGUUAAAAAUUGUGGUAUCUUUAGCAUUUGGAUGGCCACCUCCACUCAAUUCUCCGUGAUUCUGAGUAAUGGAUGUGUUCAACAUGUUAUGUGCUUGAUUAGAUACAUAGAAGUUUGCUGAGCACACAUGCAUACAAGGCCCUGGCCAUCUGCAUGCAUUCACGUGCCAAUAUGGGAUGUGUGACAGAUCCAAGCUUUCCGGCAGGUGGGCCACACUGAUUAGGUCUUCCGGCUCAAAAUUUUCUCUGUUGAAACUACUCAGGUGGGCCACAGAGUAAACACAAUCGGAUGGCUUAAAGAAAAAUUUCUAUCCAUCCAUCUGUUGUGUACACCAAGGCCCAUCUGAGGGGUAAAACCAUGUGUAAAACAGCAUGAUUUACGGCAUAAGACCUAAACAGUGUUUCCCACCUUAUGGUAGGCUCAGAUCUUGCACACCCGUGUCUUUAAUUGCAUGUGUGGCUGCAAGCGGAUGGGUGGGGUUUUACUCAUGCAUGUGAACUGAGUAAAAAUCGAGACCUAUUUUCCAAAUAAGUAGUUAUGAAAAACCAACAGUACUUCCAAUAGAAGAUUUGCAGUAAAAUUGGUUUGUUUAAAAGUUAAUCUGUUUGUCUGAGACAGUCUUUUUCUGUUAUUUACUCUUUUUACAUCUGAGCGUCGAUUUGGGGCCAUCGCCUUGUUUUG